CACGCGGUGCGGUAGUGAGCGAAUAAGCUCAGCAGUUGUGCUGUCGCGAGUGUUUUGUGUUCGAACUACUUUAAACUAUUAUAAAUUAAUAUAAAUUACUGUAACUAGUAUUUCUUGUGUUAGUGAUGUCGAAAGACGGCACCAGAUUAAGUCGUCUGGGAGUGCUUGCUCCAGCCGCUCUCUCAGCAUGCAUGGACGCCUCUGUCCUGGCCGUGCCUGCAGCAGGGGCGAUAGUAUCCACAGUACUGAAGGAACUCAGCAAAGCCUUCAUGCUUAAGAAAUGGUUCCAUGGGAUCAUGUCGGCCAAAGAGGCCGAACAGCUCAUCAUGGAGAAAGGAAGGAAUGGCUCGUUCUUGGUGCGAGAGUCGCUGACCCAUCCCGGCGAAUACGUCCUCUCCGUUCGAGUCAGAGGUCGCGUGUCCCACGUUAUGAUACGGAGACAGCAAGAUAAAUACGACGUUGGUAGUGGUGAGCAGUUCGACGAUCUGGUUGGCCUAAUCGAGCACUUCAGAUCCUACCCUAUGACGGAGACCUCCGGAGACGUGCUGCGUCUCUUACAACCUGUCAGCGGCACCUGCCUCCGAGCCAAGGAUAUAGAUGAGAAAGUCAUGGAAAUGGAUGACAUUCAAAAACCAGAUAAUAAAUGUGGCUUCGAUGGGGAAUUUCAUUCCUUGAAAUUGAUAGAAGAUAUGUUUGUUUUUACUGCAAAUGAAGGCGUGAAGAUGGAAAAUAUGCACAAAAAUCGCUACAAGAAUAUAAUACCAUACGACGAGACACGGGUGGUGUUACGUCGUGGCAGUGAUGAUUCCAACUGUUCAGAUUACAUCAACGCAAACUACAUCAGAUCCUCUCGCCUCAGUGACAUCUCUAGCUCUGUACAGUCGUCCACAGAAAGUCUUAACAGCGUACAUUCACUGAUCCUGCAUAGAGAUUCUCGGGAGUCUGUACCUCUCGUCUCAAAGUCACUCUCCGAUGACGCACUUCGAGAGGUCAAAAAGUUCAUGAAAUUGGACAAAAUAAAAGGAAGUAAGCGUCGAAAUAAAGUGAAAGACAAAACGUACAUAGCAACACAAGGCUGUCUUACAAACACGGUGAAUGACUUUUGGCGUAUGAUCUGGCAAGAGGAUGUCAGGGUAAUUGCUAUGAUCACAAACGAAGCUGAAAGGGGAAAGAAAAAGUGUGAACGUUACUGGCCGCAGUCCGGUCAGAAAGAGAUGUACAGUAACCUGCUGGUGAAGUCAAUAUCCGAGACACAUUACGAAGAUUAUCUUUUGCGUGAAUUUGAUAUCAGCGACAAGAAUACUUACAGAACUAUUUACCAAUACCAAUUCACUGCGUGGCCUGAUCACAGUAUACCUGCAGACCCAGACGGAGUACUGGCUUUUAUAGAUGAUAUCAACAGAAGGAUGCGUCAGAAUAUGGAAGAGGAAGGAGCUCCCGAACAGAAUGUGCUGUGCGUCCAUUGUUCAGCUGGGGUCGGCAGGACUGGUACAUUUAUUGUUCUCGACAUGCUCAUCGACAAGAUUAAAAUAUCCGGCCACAACUGUGAUAUAGACGUCCACAACACUGUUAAACUGGUCCGAACGCAGCGGAGAGGAUUGGUGCAGAACAAAUCUCAAUACAGAUUCAUAUAUCUAGCACUCAAGAGUUACAUCGAAAAUAAUAGUCUACAGUCACGUAAAAAGAUCUACUAGAGCGGAGCGUAACCGAAGAUCACCAAAUGUUGGACCAAAGUGCACAAUAUUUAAAAAAAUAGUAUUAUAUCGAGAGUGUAAAGUUAUUACAUAUUUAUUAGAAUUUAUUUAAAUUGUAGCGCCCUUUCUGUCGAACCCAAAAAUUGAUGUAGGACCAUUUUUUAUCCAAGGUUUUCUUUUUAAUUACCAUAGACAUAAAAUACCAUAGUUGUUAGUAUAGUACUGGUAAUAAGCUAAUAUUAUAUAUGUCAAUCCAUUCGAAGUAAUAAUAAUAUCCGGAUUUAUGGAGAUCGAUUAUUGGGUUCGGCCGAGAUGAUACUGUAAUGUUUAACCAAAUCAUAUCGCUGUAAGUUUGCUUAUAAUUUUAAAAUUAUACCAGUUACAGAAAUGAAA
Papilio polytes (common Mormon) is the source of this 2087-nucleotide messenger RNA. RefSeq names its product tyrosine-protein phosphatase non-receptor type 11-like. The record is from RefSeq and is a predicted model, not a curated record. Gene Ontology annotation, molecular function: protein tyrosine phosphatase activity. Gene Ontology annotation, biological process: protein dephosphorylation. The coding region runs from base 126 to 1694 and encodes 522 amino acids. NCBI's taxonomy places the organism in Eukaryota, Metazoa, Arthropoda, Insecta, Lepidoptera, Papilionidae. The transcript is spliced from 12 exons.